GUAGCAUCGAUAUAAAGCGAUUGAAGACCGUUCGAGAGUCAGAUAAGCAGAUAGUGCGACCGACGAGGAAGCCAUAGUAUGAGGGCGCAAGGCAGCUGAAAGUGCUGAACACACCCGAAUGGAGACUGGCGAGCUAUCGGGCUCGCCGGAGUGCCGGGCCGUAAACUAUCCUGAUACGCGUCUCGUCGAAGCCCGUUGUCUCACCAUGACCAGUCACUUUUUUGCUUUCCCCUCAUGCCGGACAAUAGAGCAGGAUGCGUAUUGACACUCUGAUGAGCGCGGCUAGCUUGGGCGCGGCUAGCUUGAUCACUGGACCGACACCGGCAAAUGAAGUGGCUUCAUAUUGCUUUGCAAUUCGUCCUUAUCGUGUAACCUGCACGGGAAGUAUACGCAUUGGCUCUCAAUCCUACCCGGUUUCUAUCGCCUCUAGAUCUCCAACGAGACUCUUCACGCUCAAGCUCAAGCCUUUGUCGGAAAAGAGAAAGCUGGGUUGCUGGGCAACAGGCGGCAUGCCCAAAGCGCCAGACUGUGAUGGCUACAUGCGAUCACAGACCGCCGAUAUGCAGGUCUGGCAUGUCAACAUGGUUCGCGCACUUCACUCUGCUUCGAUCGAGAUUGGCGAUAUAGACAUGCAUUAUGACCGGAUCUACCGACUCGUUUCCGUCUGCUGUGUAAACAUGUGGACGACCGAUGUGGCGGCAAGUUGGCCAGGUCGCGCCGUACGGAUUGGAGACAUACGACACAGUCUGAUGUGCGGUCCUGCAAAGGACUUUCGAGACGAUUGGGCGAGAGAAUGUCGCGCUACGUUUCCUACCGCCAUCGAAUCAAACGAAUGUACUCUCGAGCCAGAACCAGAAGAAGACGACGAAGUGCCUCCUCCGCCCGAUCGUCCGACUACACCGCCCGCGACGAUGUCUUGGGAGGUAUUUGGUCAUUCUGGUACUUGUACGUGGCGCAAAAAAUCGGUCGCUGUGCAGAGACAAUAGCAGCAUAGAUACAUCAACAAGUGCACACAAGUGUACAGAAGCUACGUCCGUCUGUGUAUGAUCGCACAGACCUUGCCAGUGGGAUGGAGCGCGCCCGUGAAGUGUCGUGAUUCGUCAAAGCCGGCCGUGAUGACGCCGGCCGGUCUAUUGUACGCAGGUGCAUGAGGGGAUGAAUUCGCAUCAAGCGCUUUGCCUUGCGCAUUGAUUGUGCCCGUGACUUCGAUGUCGAAGAGGAGCAGUAUCAUUGCAGUGAUUGCCUGGAGUUCAGCAGCGGCAAAAUAGCGUCCUUCGCAUUUACUGACGCCGCCUCCGAAGGACAUGCUGAGCUUGGAGUAGUUCGUCUGAACAGUCGAGCGACCCUGCGAAUCGAGAUGCCUGAUGCCUUUCCAAGUCUUUGCAUCCGA
Molecule: messenger RNA, 1390 nt
Organism: Mixia osmundae IAM 14324
Lineage: Eukaryota; Fungi; Basidiomycota; Mixiomycetes; Mixiales; Mixiaceae
Exons: 2
Coding region: 255-986 (243 amino acids)
Source: RefSeq, a predicted model, not a curated record